Staurois parvus is the source of this 584-nucleotide messenger RNA. NCBI's taxonomy places the organism in Eukaryota, Metazoa, Chordata, Amphibia, Anura, Ranidae. The record is from the annotation of a GenBank genome assembly.
UGGUGCCUUACAGUGCUGGUGGGUGACGGUCAAGUGCCCCAUCAUUGGUGUCAGUGUGAGAGGAAUAGUGCCCCAUCAUUGGUGUCAGUGGGAGGAAUAGUGCCCCAUCAUUGGUGUCAGUGGGAGGAAGAGUGCCCCAUCAUUGGUGUCAGUGGGAGGAAUAGUGCCCCAUCGUUGGUGUCAGUGGGAGGAAGAGUGCCCCAUCAUUGGUGUCAGUGGGAGGAAGAGUGCCCCAUCAUUGGUAUCAAUGGGAGGAAGAGUGCCCCAUCAUUGGUGUCAGUGUGGGAGGAAGAGUGCCCCAUCAUUGGUAUCAAUGGGAGGAAGAGUGCCCCAUCAUUGGUGUCAGUGUGGGAGGAAGAGUGCCCCAUCAUUGGUGUCAGUGGGAGGAAUAGUGCUCAUUCAUUGGUGUCAGUGGGAGGAACAGUGCCCCAUCGUUGGUGCCAGUGGGAGGAAGAGUGCCCCAUCAUUGGUAUCAAUGGGAGGAAGAGUGCCCCAUCAUUGGUAUCAAUGUGAGGAAGAGUGCUCCAUCAUUGGUGUCAGUGGGAGGAAGAGUGCCCCAUUGUUGGUGUCAGUGUGAGGAAGAG